AUGUCCAGUUAUGAUAGAGCCAUUACUGUGUUUUCUCCUGAUGGGCAACUGUUGCAGGUCCAAUACGCGCAGGAAGCGGUCCGCAAGGGCUCGGCGGUGGUGGGCGUUAGGGGGGCCAACUGCAUAGUGCUGGCUGCGGAGAAGAAGUCAGUCCCUCGCCUGCAGGAGGAGCGGACGGAGAAGAAGAUGGCCAUACUUGAUGAGCACGUCGUCAUGGCAUUUGCUGGGCUUAGGGCUGAUGCCAGGGUGCUCAUAACUAGGGCCCAAAUAGAGUGCCAAUCUCACCGCCUGACGGUAGAAGACCCGGUGACGGUGGAGUACAUAACCCGGUACAUCGCUGGCAUGAAACAGCAGUACACACAGAGCAACGGUCGCCGGCCAUUCGGCAUCUCUUGCCUGGUAGGCGGGUUCGACCACCACGAUGCCACACCGCACCUCUACCAAACCGAACCCUCGGGCAUCUACUACGAGUGGAAGGCAAGCGCAACAGGCCGUUGUGACAAAACGGUGCGAGAAUUCUUGGAGCAGAACUACAAGCCUGAGGCUGUGGCGAGUGAAGAAGGCACCAUCAAACUCGCCAUCAGGGCGUUAUUAGAGGUUGUCCAGUCUGGCCAGAGAAACUUGGAGGUUGCCUUGAUAAAAUACCGUCAACCUAUAACCAUAUUGAAGCAUGAAGACAUCAAUAAUGUGGUGGUUGGUAUCGACAAAGAAAAAGAAGAAGCGGACAAAAAUAAAAAUAAAUAGUUUUAAAAUACAGACUAAAAAUAAAUGGCUUUGGAAUA
Messenger RNA from Pectinophora gossypiella (pink bollworm), 782 nucleotides. Its product is annotated as proteasome subunit alpha type-7-1-like. The record is from RefSeq and is a predicted model, not a curated record. Lineage: Eukaryota; Metazoa; Arthropoda; Insecta; Lepidoptera; Gelechiidae. The transcript has 5 exons. Bases 1 to 744 code for a protein of 247 amino acids. Gene Ontology annotation, biological process: ubiquitin-dependent protein catabolic process. Gene Ontology annotation, cellular component: proteasome core complex, alpha-subunit complex; proteasome core complex; nucleus.